AAUUUGUCUGGAUCUCUGUCACGAUUAUACUGAUAGCCGCUGGUAUAAUGAGAGAGAACACGAAUUAUGAGCGACUGGUGUUUGGCAUUUAACCCCCCACAGAUUCUAAAAGAUGCAAUCGUCCCUUUGUUUGUUUCCGAAACGAAGAAGACCAUGGGAUCAUCUGACCUCACUUGGUAGAAGAAAAGCCACAUCGACCAUGACAGCUUGAUACUUUAGAAAAGGGCUUAGACGACAGAACAACGGCUUCGCACAACUGUUGCUUCUCCUCCUAUAAACUCGCGCGGCCUCUCUUCCUCAAUAUCCCACGCAUGCUUCUUCCUUGUUAAUUCCCAGCUUGCUUUAGAAGGGAAGGGAGGUUGCACAGGAGCGACCUCUCAUGGCUUGCUCCCCUCUGGGGUUCGGCGAGAAGUACUACUCGCUGUCGAGCGACGGCCAGUGCGUGAGGCAGAGUAGCUUCUUCGGAGGCAAGCCAGUUCUCAAUCAGGGCGUCGGCUACGGCGUCAUCCUCGGUUUCGGGGCUUUCUUCGCCGUCUUCACUUCCUUGUUGGUGUGGCUGGAGAAGCGGUAUGUGGGAUCCCGUCACACGUCCGAGUGGUUCAACACCGCCGGAAGAAAUGUCAAGACCGGCCUCAUCGCCAGCGUCAUUGUGUCGCAGUGGACAUGGGCAGCGACCAUCCUGCAGAGCUCCAACGUCGCCUGGGAGUACGGAGUCAGCGGCCCUUUCUGGUACGCCAGUGGUGCUACCAUUCAGGUGCUCCUGUUUGGUGUCAUGGCCAUAGAGAUCAAGAGAAAGGCACCCAGGGCUCACACCGUUUGCGAGAUCGUCAGAGCACGAUGGGGAACUGCUGCGCAUGUUGUGUUUCUGGUAUUUUGCUUCAUGACGAACAUAAUUGUGACUGCGAUGCUGCUGCUCGGCGGCUCCGCGGUUGUCAAUGCACUCACUGGUGUGAAUAUCUACGCCGCGAGCUUUCUGAUCCCUCUCGGUGUUAUUGUCUACACGCUAGCUGGAGGGUUAAAGGCAACCUUCUUGGCCAGCUACAUACACUCAGUCAUAGUGCACGUCGUCUUGGUCAUAUUUGUUUAUUUGGUAUAUACAGCAAGUAGUCAUCUCGGCAGCCCAAAAGUCGUAUACAACCACCUUAUGAAGGUUGCUAGCAAAUCAAGAGUAUGUGAUUAUCCAAUUUCACAUACAGGUCAAUCUUGUGGACCUGUAAGUGGGAACUAUAAAGGAACUUACUUAACCAUGUUAAGCUCAGGUGGCCUUGUUUUUGGAAUUAUCAACAUUGUUGGAAACUUUGGAACCGUUUUUGUAGACAAUGGAUAUUGGAUGAGUGCCAUAGCUGCAAGACCAUCAUCUACCCACAAGGGAUAUUUGUUGGGUGGGCUUGUUUGGUUUGCUGUACCAUUCUCUUUGGCAACAUCAUUGGGAUUAGGUGCACUGGCUCUUGACCUUCCAUUAACAGCAACUGAAGCUGCGAAAGGCCUUGUUCCUCCUGCUACAGCAACUGCCUUAAUGGGAAAAUCAGGAUCAGUCCUCCUACUCACAAUGCUCUUUAUGGCUGUGACUUCUGCUGGCUCAGCGGAACUAGUGGCGGUUUCUUCUUUGUGCACAUAUGAUAUUUACCGGACAUACAUAAAUCCUGAUGCAACUGGGAAGCAGAUACUCAAAGUCUCCAGAGGGGUUGUCCUUGGUUUUGGAUGUUUCAUGGGUGUUUUAGCUGUAAUCUUGAACAAGGUUGGAGUUUCUCUUGGAUGGAUGUAUCUUGCAAUGGGAGUAAUUAUAGGCUCAGCAGUGAUGCCUAUAGCUUUGAUGCUUCUAUGGAGAAAGGCAAACGCACUUGGUGCUAUUCUUGGAACAGUCAUUGGUUGCAUCCUAGGAAUAAUUACGUGGUUAGCAGUGACAAGCAUAGAAUAUGGCCGUGUUAAUCUUGAGACUACUGGUCGGAACGCUCCCAUGCUCGCUGGCAACCUAGUAGCUAUAUUGACUGGAGGAUUUAUUCAUGUUGUGUGUAGCAUCUUGUGGCCCCAGAAAUAUGACUGGGGAACUACCAAAGAAAUAACAUUGGUUGAGCAGGUACAGAGUGAUUUGCCAGAUGAAGAGUUUAAGGAGGAAAAGCUUUUGAGAGCUAAGGGUUGGAUUGUGAAGUGGGGCAUAGUUUUCACAGCUAUCAUCGUGAUCAUUUGGCCGAUGCUUUCACUUCCAGCAGGAAAAUUCAGUUUGGGCUACUUCACGUUUUGGGCAGUGGUUGCCAUUGCAUGGGGUACCAUUGCCUCUGUAGUAAUCAUUAUCUUACCUUUAACAGAAAGCUGGGGAACAAUUGUACGUGUCUUGAAUGGCAUGUUAACCAAUGACGCCAUGAUGCAGAAGGUAGACGAAAUGAAUUCCCGACUGCGCGCCAUCAUGGUGACGAUGCCAGAAGCUGAGAGAUACUACUUGCUGGAAAAAGAGAAGACCAAGAAACUUGACGGUUAGGAAUCAGUUUGUGUGGUUCCGCUGCAGUAAAAGUUCACCAAACGAUCCAACCUUUGUGGAUCGUUUAUGGUCGAAUUAGUUGAAGCUCUGUGGCUGUGUGUUUGUUCCACAUGUCUUUGUGCUGUUUGAAGUGGUGUUGAAGAUUUGGUAUGUUCGCGUGCAUGUCCCUAGUAGUGUUAAAGAUUUGUGUUGAUCUACAAUGUUCUGACUAAUAGAAAUGAAUAUUUUCAUGUAACAAACAUUUUGGAUACGUCUGACUCUUAUAAAUGCUGUGAAUGAUCAGUUGGAA
This is a messenger RNA of Musa acuminata subsp. malaccensis (wild Malaysian banana), 2765 nucleotides long. Its product is annotated as urea-proton symporter DUR3. Lineage: Eukaryota; Viridiplantae; Streptophyta; Magnoliopsida; Zingiberales; Musaceae. Gene Ontology annotation, biological process: urea transmembrane transport. Gene Ontology annotation, molecular function: urea transmembrane transporter activity. The record is from RefSeq and is a predicted model, not a curated record. Gene Ontology annotation, cellular component: plasma membrane.